Molecule: messenger RNA, 1992 nt
Organism: Oldenlandia corymbosa var. corymbosa
Lineage: Eukaryota; Viridiplantae; Streptophyta; Magnoliopsida; Gentianales; Rubiaceae
Source: the annotation of a GenBank genome assembly
CAGACUCCCGACUCCGGAUAAAAUUUUCUUUGGAAUCGAAACAAUGAUUUGAACCUCGUUAUAAGUUGGACCAGAAAAGUACGUGAAUGGAAGGUUAAAUCAGCAAGAAAUCAUAACACUUGCAGGCUCGCAGUCUUUGUCUUUACAGAUUAUUAUGUAGCUCAAGGUUUAUGUACAUUCUUGGCAUGAGACACUAAAAAUGGCUUCUUCUUAUUCCUCAAACUACCUUCGAUUACUGUCGUACACAAAGACACUAACUUCACACGUCAACAAUGGCCGUCACCAUGAAGCCCUCUCUCUUUUUCACCAUAUUCAUUCUUCCCUUUCCCUUUCCUUAGACCCCUUUAUUUUUCCACUCGCCCUCAAAUCCUGCUCAUCCCUCAACUCCCCUUAUCUCGGCAUUUCCAUUCACGCACUCACCUACAAACACUCUUUCCUUACAAACCCAUACGUCGCUUCUGCUCUCCUCAUUAUGUACGGGAAAUGCAUCUCGAUUCCAUCUGCCCGGAAACUGUUCGACGAAAUUCCCCAACGGAACGAAGUUGUGUGGAACUCGAUGAUUUCGCUUUAUGCAGCUUCCAAGAAUAUUUCUGCUGCGUUGGAAUUGUUCGGAGUUAUGGAUGUUAAACCUUCUGCUUCGAGUUUCAACUCGAUUAUGGCGGGUUUUUUGUUGGAUUGUGUGGAAGAUGAUAUUGAUGGAUGUUAUAAGGCUAUUGAUUUUUAUAGGCAAAUGUUGAAGAUGGGUUUGUCCCCUAAUCUAAUUACGGUUCUUGCUUUGUUAAAGGCUUGUCUGGGUUUAGCAGAACUGAGUUUGAUUAAGGAGAUUCAUGGUUAUUCGAUAAGGAAUGGGAUUGAUCCUAAUAUGCAAUUUAGGAGUGGGCUAGUAGAAGCAUACGGGCGGUGUGGUGAUCUUAAAACUGCCGAUGAAGUGUUUCAACAAAUGAAGGAAGAUGAUGUGCCAGAUGUGGUUGCUUGGAGCAGUUUGAUAUCAGCUCACGCGCUUCAAGGUGAUGCGAGAAAUGCCCUGAAAAUAUUCGAGAGAAUGGAAAUGGCGAAUGUAAAGCCAGACAAGAUUACUUUUCUGGCAGUUUUGAAGGCUUGUAGUCAUGCAGGAUUACCUGAUGAAGCACGUAUGUACUUUUCUCGUAUGCACAAUCAAUAUGGUCUGGAAGCCGGUAGUGAUCACUAUGCCUGUUUGGUUGAUGUGCUGAGCCGGGCUGGUAGGUUACAUGAGGCGUAUGAUUUAAUAAGGCAAAUGCCAGUGAAGGCAAGUGUCAAAGCUUGGGGAGCAUUACUUGCAGCUUGUCGAAGUUAUGGAGAAGUGGAGCUUGGGGAAAUUGCUGGAAGAGCAUUGCUUGAAAUGGAGCCUGAGAAUCCUGCAAACUAUGUAAUAUUAGGUAGGCUUUAUACUAGCGCUGGUCGGCGCAGAGAAGCCGAAGAACUCAGAAGAGAAAUGAAGGAAAGAGGUCUCAAGGUUUCGCCUGGGAGUAGUUGGACAAUGCACCAAAACUGAUGCAUAAGAAAAAUAUGUCAUUCUUUUCAAUAUGUUCAGGACACGAUAAAUGGAACAGUUUGAGAUGAUGGGAAGGUUAGUGAUACACAUUAUAUUGGAUCAGUGAAUGUGGACUCAAAUUUCCAAAUUUCGGGUACUGUACUUAAAAAACCAUGGGAGAAAAGAAAUGAGAACCGAAGUUACUGGCUGUUGAUAUUUCAGAUUGUUACUGUUGCAGGAUAGCUGAAAAUUUUGUUACACAGAAAUGAUUUACCUUCAAUACUGUGAACAUACUCAAACAUGUAAAGCACAUUCUUAAAUUCAUGUUUGGGAUUCUCUCCGUGAGACAAAGGAAGUGGGAAAACAAAAGCUAAACUCAAAUUUCAGUGAGUCAUACAGUUAAAAUCACUUAUAUAUAUACUUUGCUCCUUGGUACGAAAGAUCGGGAUUCUGGACUGGACGAUAUUUUGCUUCUGAAAAGUGGGUAAAAAGAAAAGCAC